AUGACUUCAAUAGGAAGACCUAAACGACACCGAAAACCAAACUUCACGGAACAGGAAAAGAUGAUUGUUUUAGAAGAAUUUGAGAAAUGUAGAAAUAUCCUUCACGCACGUUCGUGUGACGGUGUCACGACGGAUAGGAAACAAGCAGCGUGGCAAAGUAUAGCCGAAAAACUGAAUUCGUAUAAUAAAGCCGUGAAGCGUACGGGUGACGAUAUAAGAAGUAAAUGGAAGAAAAUGAUAAACGAAGCCAAGAAAGAAGCGGUUCAACGUAAACGUAAAAUGCCAAACAGUAAUCGACCUUUGCCACCUAUAUCUACUAUCUCUCAGAGGAUCAUAGAUAUGUACUCGGAUUCUCCUUCGUUUGCGGGCUUAGCCGAUAACGACUCGAAUCCCGAUAUGAAACUAAAGUUUUUGAAACUUUUAUGGGAUGAAAGUGAUAAAGAAGAUAAUAACGAAGAUGCUGAAGAUGAAACGAGCGUAGAAGAUCAUAGGGUUGUCAGUACGACGUCCAGUCCCAGAAAAUCAAACAAUUCCGUUUACCACGCGGACGAACCACCUGCAGCUAGUUCUUCUUAUUGUCCGACUUCGUGGCCCACACCUGUUAUUGACUCUAUAUCUUCCCUGUCUGUAGUCCAAAACGGACGAGGACUCCAACAUCAUAAACAGCUUAGCGAAGAUGAUGUGCAUUCUCUUCAGCUGGAAGUAUUAAAGAUGGAGAAGGAGAAGCUGAUAAUGGAGAUGAGAGUGUUGGCAAAAAAAGAAGAGAAGUUAGAUCUGGAAAUGAAUUAUUGGCGCCACAAAAACAUUCUCAUACAAUCCGCAUCCGAUAUGUAG
Molecule: messenger RNA, 834 nt
Organism: Centruroides sculpturatus (bark scorpion)
Lineage: Eukaryota; Metazoa; Arthropoda; Arachnida; Scorpiones; Buthidae
Product: myb/SANT-like DNA-binding domain-containing protein 4
Exons: 1
Coding region: 1-834 (277 amino acids)
Cellular component (GO): nucleus
Source: RefSeq, a predicted model, not a curated record